AUGUUUACUCUCACUGAGGUUGCAUCCUUGAAUGACAUCCAGCCGACUUACCGCAUCCUAAAGCCAUGGUGGGACGUCUUCAUGGACUACCUGGGCUUGGUGAUGCUCAUGCUGGCCAUAUUUGCGAUGACCAUGCAGGUCACCAAGGACCAGGUAGCUUGCCUUCCGUGUAUGGAUGACUCGGAUGAGAUUUCAGCGGCUAAAUCUACUUUUUUCGCUGAGCAGAAUGCAGAGAAGGCAACUACUUCAGCUCGUGCCACUGCAGCCACAGUAGUAACUCCUACCCCACCAGUGAAUAAGGACUUCCCCAGUGAAGCUGUUCAGGAGCUUAGCGCCACACAGCAGACUGCUCUGGCCGCAGAGAAAUAUGCCAAUCAACCCAAACCAAGAGGUGUUCAAACCAAUCUGGACUUUCAGCAAUAUGUCUUUAUCAACCAAAUAUGUUACCAUGUUGCUUUGCCAUGGUAUUCCAAGUACUUUCCGUACCUCACACUCAUCCACACCAUUGUUCUCAUGGUCAGUAGCAAUUUCUGGUUUAAAUACCCCAAAACUAGUUCAAAGAUAGAGCACUUUGUUUCUAUCCUGGGUAGGUGCUUUGAGUCUCCUUGGACCACAAAAGCUUUGUCUGAAACCGCUUGUGAAGACUCCGAGGAGAACAAACAAAGGUUUACCAGCACCUCUUCAACCCCAAAACAGGUGUCUAUAGAGGGGAAGGAUAAAGGCACAGAUGAUGACCCAUCUACACCCAUGCUUGGGGUCAAGUUUUCUGCAGACAAGCCCAUUGCAGAAGCACCGAGCAGCAUGACAAUCCUGGAUAAAAAGGACGGGGAGCAGGCCAAAGCUCUGUUUGAGAAAGUGAGGAAAUUCCGAGCUCAUGUGGAGGACAGUGAUUUAAUUUACAAGCUCUAUGUAGCACAAACUUCUGUCAAAACCGUCAAGUUUAUUUUUAUCUUGUUCUACACGUCAACCUUUUUGGCUGAAAUAAAGUUUAGGCACAUCUGUGAGCCCGACAUAACCCAACUGACAGGCUACGAAAAGUAUUUUUGUACGCACAACAUGGCUUUUAUGCUAAAGAAGCUGCUCAUCACCUAUGUGGCUUUGAUUCUGAUCUAUGGGAUGACAGGUCUGUACUCUCUGUUCUGGGUGUUUCGAAGGCCCCUGAAAGAGUAUUCUUUUGAGAAGGUCAGGGAAGAGAGCAGCUUUAGUGACAUUCCUGAUGUUAAAAAUGAUUUUGCGUUCCUUUUACACAUGGUUGACCAGUACGAUCAGCUUUACUCCAAGCGCUUUGGCGUCUUCUUGUCUGAGGUCAGUGAGAAUAAGCUGAGAGAAAUCAGCCUAAAUCACGAAUGGACCUUUGAAAAAUUAAGGCAACUUGUCACCCAUAAUGCACAAGACCAGCAGGAGCUGCACCUCUUCAUGCUGUCUGGUCUCCCAAACGCAGUGUUUGACCUCACAGACUUGGAAGUGCUGAAACUUGAGCUAAUUCCCGAAGUCAGGUUUUCAGCAAAGGUCUCCCAAAUGACAAGCUUGCAAGAGCUUCAUCUGUGUCACUGUCCAGCCAAAGUGGAGCAGACUGGCUUUUCUUUCCUUCGCGAUCAUCUCCGCUGCCUUCAUGUCAAGUUUACAGAUGUUGCAGAGAUCCCGCCUUGGGUCUAUCUGCUGCGCAGCCUGAGGGAGCUCAACCUAACCGGGGGCUUGAACUCAGAAAACAACAAAAUGAUUGGUCUGGAAUCAAUGCGAGAUUUGAGACAUUUAAAGACCUUAUGUCUGAAAAGCAACUUAACAAAAAUACCCACGAACAUCACGGAUCUUUCACCACAUCUGAUCCGGUUAGUGGUGCACAAUGAUGGGACAAAACUGCUGGUACUAAACAGUCUGAAAAAAAUGACGAGCCUAAUCGAAUUGGAGCUGCUCAGCUGUGAACUAGAAAGGAUCCCUCAUGCUAUUUUCAGCUUGAUCAACCUACAGGAGCUUGACUUGAAGUCAAACAACAUCAGAACAAUAGAGGAGAUCAUCAGCUUCCAGCACGUCAAGAGGCUGACGUGCCUUAAGCUGUGGCACAACAAAAUCAUCACAAUCCCUUCGUCCAUCGGCCAGAUCAAGUCUCUGGAGGCCCUCCACUUGUCUCACAACAAGCUGGAGUCUUUGCCCACAGCCUUGUUCCAUCUUCCUAAACUGAGACACCUGGAUGUGAGCCAUAACUCCAUCACAGUGCUUCCACCGGAUGUGGGUCUCGUUCACAACCUCCAGCACCUUGCUAUCAACUCCAACAAGCUGGAAGCGCUGCCGAAGCCUCUCUUCAGGUGCGUCAAGCUGAAGGUGCUCUGUCUGGGGCACAACGCGCUCACCACACUGCCAGACGCCGUCGGUCAGCUGGUCCAACUCGCUCAUCUGGAGCUCAAAGGAAACUGUCUGGACCGACUGCCUGCUCAUUUAGGGAACUGCCGGCUUCUGCACAAAAGCGGCCUUAUUGUGGAGGACCAUCUUUUUGACACGCUGCCUGUGGAAGUUAAAGAGAGCAUCAGUCAAGAAACCGAGAAAAGUGGCUUAUAGAUCAAAUGGCAGUACUUGAAUGAAACUUUGUAUUGUCCACAAAAACAAUGCAUUUCUUUGAUUUGCUGUGUCGUCGUGGUUGUUCAUUUUUGAACUUGGCUUUAGAUUUUUUUUUUGUUGUGAAUGUA
This is a messenger RNA of Nematolebias whitei (Rio pearlfish), 2681 nucleotides long. It is a transcript of the gene lrrc8da, whose product is annotated as leucine rich repeat containing 8 VRAC subunit Da. The transcript has a single exon. NCBI's taxonomy places the organism in Eukaryota, Metazoa, Chordata, Actinopteri, Cyprinodontiformes, Rivulidae. Bases 1 to 2553 code for a protein of 850 amino acids. The record is from RefSeq and is a predicted model, not a curated record. Gene Ontology annotation, molecular function: protein binding.